AAAGAAUGAAUGUAUCUGAACCAAUGACCAGCCUGUAGUGUGCAUGGCUGCCUCUCUCUUCAUCUUUUUCACAGCUGUUAUCCAAGCCUUCUUCAUGGCAGAGGGAAGGGAAAUGUACCUCCUUCAGUUAGAGUUGUCCCUCACCUGCCUUGUGUCCACAUACUGUUGGGGUUUCCUUGCAGAAUUUCGGGCACAUCCAUGUUAUAUCUCAAGGCAUGGCUUAACAAGAAAUGGACAAGGGAAGUCUGCUGUCUGUAUGGUGACUUCCGUGAACAGGAUUUCUACCUGGGAUAUUCAGGAGGGUGCUAUGACCUGGGUAAGCCCAGAACAGCCAGCCUAUAUCACACGGAUGACUACGCUCCCUGAGAUGCAAAUUGCAGUCACUGUAGAUAUGCAAUCAAAUAUCAAACUAUGGGACUGCCACAACAGGGAAGUUUUGGCGACUAAGGGCCUGUUGUCUUCCUGUCAAUUACUGCAAGCUGUCUUUACAAAUGAUAUCCCAAUUGUCUUGGUAGGUGACAUCUCGGGGAACCUCUACAUCCUUAGGAUUCCUGACUUACACCUCAUUUCCAAGGUGAAUGUAUUUCCAUACAGUAUUGAUGAACUCCACUGCUCUCCUCAGAAGAAAUGGGUCUUUCUGAUAGGGAAACACCGACAUGUCUUGACAAAGGUGUUUUACAUGAACAGCUUACUGAGGCCAUCAGAAUUCUCUGACCCAGUGUCUACCAUUCUCGAAUUUCCAUUAUGCCAAGGAGUCUUCUGGACCCCAAGAAGGGAAGAUAGGAUAACCCUGAUGUCCAGUACUAUACCCCCAAACAUCACAAAAUUUGGCACAUUUGAUAUGAAGCUGGAAGUGAUCGGGAACAAAUUAAAUGUUCAAGGACAUUUGGUAGCUAGUUUCUCUUUGCAAGACUACAAGGAGCGCGCAGAAUGGAUGGGAGUCAGUGAUAAGGAUGUGAUUGUUUGUUCAACUGGAUCCUCUCUCUUGCUCUUCGACAUAAAUGGUCUCCGUCUGCAGAAAUUUCAGUACUGCCCAGAAGAGAUCUUGAGACUAUGGGUGGACCCUGUUCAUGUCAUUGUCACCUGUAACAAUGGCUCUUUGGAUGUGUACGCGUGGGACGAGAGAAGCCCACUGCUCAGGAGGUGUUAUCGACUACAAAAAAGGGGAUAUCUGCCACCGUCUGGCUUCAUUAUCAAAACAUUAUGUGAUGAUGUGAGCAUAAUUUUAGUGAUGACUAAUAGUCCCAUCCCCUGCUUUCUGAUGGCAUAUACCUUGAAAGUCUUCUCUUGAAAACUGAGUGGGUUGUGUGCCCUCUUCCUUAAUGAUAAUAAAGGUCUAUUUGCAAGCACAAG
Mus caroli (Ryukyu mouse) is the source of this 1353-nucleotide messenger RNA. Lineage: Eukaryota; Metazoa; Chordata; Mammalia; Rodentia; Muridae. The record is from RefSeq and is a predicted model, not a curated record.